AUGACCAGCACACCCAACGGCUCCAACGGCUCCAACGGCCGUCUGAAGCCAUCUGGUCUUCCCCCAGCCAUGCGUGACGCUAAAAAUUGGGAAGACGAGGAUAAGCUUUCCGACUACAUCCCCGACUCUGUCGAUCUCAGCCGUGCUCCCACCGCCUCGGCCUCAGUCUCACGAGCACAGACCCCACCCAACAACCCCAAGAAAACCGAUGCUGAUUCCGAUGACCAAGAUGCCGACCCACUCGAUGAUGACGGUGACGUUUCCAUGUCUUCUCCCUCCAAAACAGCGCGUCAGCUCGAAAAGGAGCGCGAGAAAAACGAGCGUGCUGCUGCACGUCAGCAGGAGAGAGCUGUCAAAGCCGCACAGAACGAAACUCUCGCUAGCACGCGUGAGGAGAUGGCCAAAUCCAAGCUCGCCGAUAGCAUGAAGCGUUUCUCUUACCUCCUCGGUCAGACGGAGCUGUUCCAGCAUUUCAUCGAUAUCAAAAAGGAACGCGAUGAAGAAUUUGCCAAGAUGCUGGAUGAGUCGCAGCAAGCCAGCUCUAAGAAGGCGAACAAGGGCGCGGACAACCGUCGCCGAAAGACCGAGAAGGAGGAAGAUGAGGAGUUGCUCAAGCAAGGUGGAGAUGAGCAAGAGGCUUUCGUGUUUAACGAAUCGCCUUCCUAUGUCAAGGGUGGUACCAUGCGAGACUACCAGAUUCAAGGUCUGAACUGGAUGAUCUCGCUCUACCAUAACGGUAUUAAUGGUAUCCUAGCCGAUGAAAUGGGGUUGGGCAAGACGCUUCAAACCAUCUCCUUCCUUGGAUACUUGCGCGACUUGCGCGACACUCCCGGGUUCCACUUGGUCGUAGUACCCAAAUCGACCCUCGACAACUGGUAUCGAGAAUUCCAACGCUGGGUUCCCGGCUUCAACGUCGUCACUCUCAAAGGCGCAAAAGAAGAACGCGGACAAGUCAUCCAAAACCACCUCUUGUCUGGAGACUUUGACGUUCUCAUCACCACCUACGAGAUGUGUCUUCGCGAGAAAAGCGCACUCAAGAAACUCUCCUGGGAGUACAUCGUGAUUGAUGAGGCGCAUCGUAUCAAGAACGUCGAUUCGAUCCUGUCGCAGAUCGUACGAGCUUUCAACUCCCGUUCGCGUCUGCUCAUCACAGGUACGCCACUGCAGAAUAAUUUGAUGGAGUUGUGGUCGUUGCUCAACUUUUUGUUGCCGGAUGUGUUUAGCAAUUCGGAAGACUUCGAGACUUGGUUUAAGGGUAAAGGGGAUGAGAAUCAGGAUCAGGUGGUUCAGCAGUUGCACAAGGUGCUCAGACCGUUCUUGUUGCGAAGGGUCAAGGCGGAUGUGGAGAAAUCACUUUUGCCCAAGAAGGAGAUCAACAUUUUCGUAGGCUUGACGGAUAUGCAGCGUAGAUGGUACAAAAGUAUCCUCGAGAAGGAUAUCGAUGCAGUCAACGGUGGUGUUGGGAGGAAGCAAGGCAAGACGAGAUUAUUGAACAUUGUUAUGCAGUUGAGGAAAUGUUGUAACCAUCCGUAUUUGUUCGAUGGAGCAGAACCUGGACCGCCUUUUACUACGGAUGAGCAUCUGGUGGAUAAUUCGGGUAAGAUGGUGAUUUUGGACAGGUUGUUGCGCAAGAUGAAAGAGAAGGGUUCCAGGGUUUUGAUUUUCAGUCAGAUGAGUAGGAUGUUGGAUAUCCUCGAAGACUACUGUCUAUUCAGAGAGUAUCAAUAUUGUCGAAUUGACGGAGGCACUGCACACGAGGAUAGGAUUGCGGCUAUCGACGAUUACAACCAACCCGAUAGCGAAAAAUUCAUCUUCCUCCUAACAACCCGUGCUGGUGGUCUCGGAAUCAACCUCACAACCGCCGACAUUGUCGUCCUCUUCGACUCGGAUUGGAACCCGCAAGCCGAUCUCCAAGCCAUGGACCGAGCCCACCGCAUCGGCCAAACCAAACAAGUCUACGUCUUCCGUUUCGUCACCGAACACGCCAUUGAAGAACGAAUCCUCGAUCGAGCUGCCCAGAAACUCCGCUUGGAUCAACUCGUAAUCCAACAAGGUCGUGCCCAACAAGCGGCCAAAUCCGCCCAAUCGAAAGAAGAUCUUGUGGACAUGAUCCAACACGGAGCCGAAAAGAUUAUUUCCUCGAAAGAGGACAUGUCGAUCAACGACGAUAUCGAUGCGAUCAUCAGCAAGGGUGAGGAGCGGACGCAGGCGAUUCAGGCGAAAUAUCAAGGGUUGAAUCUGGACGAUUUGAACAACUUUAAGAGCGAUACGGUUUACAAUUGGGAAGGGAACGAUUUUUCGGAGAGGAAACCGAUCGGACAGUUGUGGAUCGAACCGAGUAAGAGGGAGAGGAAGGCGAAUUAUAGUAUUGAUAACUACUAUAGAGAUGCGAUGAGGGUGGGUCCGAAACCGGCGGUGGCGAGGGCUCCAAGGGCGCCUAAGCAGAUUAAUAUCAAUGAUUUCCAGUUCUAUCCGGAGAGAUUGACGGAACUGCAGGAGAGAGAAACUGCCGCUUAUCAGCGAUCCAUCGGCUACAAGGUUCCAAGUAGGGAGCCGGGAGAGGGGGAGACGAGCGAAGAGGUGGAAGAGGAGAGGAAGAGGGAGCAAGAAUUCAUCGAUACUGCAGAAGCAUUGACGGAGGAGCAAGUGGAAGAGAAGGAGCACCUAGCGCAACAAGGGUUUGCAAAUUGGAACCGACGUGAAUUCCAGAUCUUUGUUCGAGGUUGUGAGAGGUACGGAAGGAAAGCGUUUGCACUUAUUGCUGCGGACAUGCCCGAUGCGUCUAAGACGGAGAAACAAGUUCGGGAGUACAGCAAAGUCUUCUGGGACAGAAUCGACGAGUUGGCCGAUAGCGCCAAGUUGAUCGCUCGAAUCGAAGAAGGAGAACAAAAACUGGCCAAACAACAACAUCAAGAACAGAUCAUUCGGCGCAAAGUCUCUUCAUACCGUCAACCUCUGCUUCAGCUGAAAUUGCAUUACGGCCAGAACAAAGGCAGAUCCUACAGCGAGGAGGAGGAUAGGUUUUUGCUGGUAAAAUUAGCCGAAUAUGGCUUAGGAGAGGGAGAUACGUAUGACAGGAUCAAGAAGGAUGUUAUGGUGUAUCCCGGGUUUAGGUUCGAUUGGUUCAUAAAGAGUAGAACUCCGCAGGAGUUGGGAAGAAGGUGUAACACGCUGACAUUGUUGGUCUUGAAGGAGGAGGAAGAGGAGAAGGCCGCGAAUGGAAAAGGUGGUGGAGGAGGCAAGAGGAAGGCGUUGGAUACAGGUAGUAAUGCUGGUAGUAGUCGAGCGGGCACUCCGGCUGUCGGUGCGGCUGGUGGAGCGGGCAAGAAGAAGAAGAAGUGA
Molecule: messenger RNA, 3342 nt
Organism: Ustilago hordei
Lineage: Eukaryota; Fungi; Basidiomycota; Ustilaginomycetes; Ustilaginales; Ustilaginaceae
Product: putative ISW2 - ATPase component of a two subunit chromatin remodeling complex
Exons: 1
Coding region: 1-3342 (1113 amino acids)
Biological process (GO): nucleosome organization; regulation of transcription by RNA polymerase II
Cellular component (GO): chromatin; nucleus
Molecular function (GO): histone binding; DNA binding; ATP-dependent chromatin remodeler activity
Source: RefSeq, a predicted model, not a curated record